Messenger RNA from Colletotrichum higginsianum IMI 349063, 981 nucleotides. Its product is annotated as Aha1 domain family. Gene Ontology annotation, cellular component: cytosol. Bases 1 to 981 code for a protein of 326 amino acids. The record is from RefSeq and is a predicted model, not a curated record. Gene Ontology annotation, molecular function: protein-folding chaperone binding; ATPase activator activity. NCBI's taxonomy places the organism in Eukaryota, Fungi, Ascomycota, Sordariomycetes, Glomerellales, Glomerellaceae. Gene Ontology annotation, biological process: protein folding; positive regulation of ATP-dependent activity. The transcript has 4 exons.
AUGGUCCUCCAUAACCCCAACAACUGGCACUGGGUCAACAAGGAUGCCUCGGCCUGGGCAAAGCAGUAUCUUGAGGAGAGCUUGACGAAAGUCGAGUCCACCGAUGGCGGUGUCACGGCAAAGAUUAGCAAGGUUGUGAGCAUGGAUGGCGACGUCGACGUUAGCCAGAGGAAGGGCAAGGUCAUCACCAUUUACGAUGUGAAGCUCGUCUUAGAAUACACCGGCACCACCUCUGAAGAGACUGAAGUCUCUGGCACCAUCACCGUUCCUGAGGUUGCCCACGAUACUGAGGAAGAUGAGUUUGUGUUCGACAUCGACAUUUACUCCGACUCCAAGGAGAAGCAGCCCGUCAAGGACCUGGUCCGUUCCAAGCUCCUGCCCCAGCUGCGCCAGGAGUUCCUCAAGCUCCCCGGAGCCUUGAUCACUGAGCACGGAAAGGACAUUCAGCAUGCUCCGGGCUCCAACCCUUCGAGCGGCUUCUCCACGCCCAAGUACCACGGCCAAGUGUCGGCUGCGAAGCCCGCUUCAAACUCGGCGAGCGUCAAGAGCAGUAACGGUAGCGUCGUUAACACCAUGACCCUUACCGACACAGCCGAGUUCCGCACCACGGCCGAGGAGGCCUACCAGACCUUUGUUGACCCCGCUCGCAUCGCCGCCUUCACCCGCGCCCCCCCAAAGGUGUUCCAGGGAGCCAUCAAGGGCGCCAAGUUCGAGUUGUUUGACGGAAACGUCACUGGCGAGUACCUCGAGCUCGACGCUCCCAAAAAGAUUGUUCAGAGCUGGCGCCUGAAGCAGUGGCCCGAGGGUCAUUUCUCCAAGCUUAGCAUCGAAUUCGACCAAAACGACGUCGAUCACGUCACACUGAUGCGUGUCAAAUGGGAAGGUGUCCCCGUCGGCGAGGAGGAGGCUACUAAGCGCAACUGGCAAGAAUACUAUGUCAACAGCAUCAAGCGCACCUUUGGUUUCGGCACCAUUUUGUAA